UUUUUUUUUCCCCUAUUGAUGGGGCAGAAAUUCUGUCGGAGUUUCCUUCUAUGGUUCUGAUUUCUUCGGUAUUUGAUGAAAUCGUAAAGCUUAGAUGAACUGAUCUGAGUUUUUUUUUUCCCCUCUUAAGUUUAACCUGGUUUUGAGAUUUAAUUUGUGAAGAAGCUGAUUUAUUGGACUGGAAUAGUUGGAUUUUCUGUGAGAUUUUGGGGAGGUUUUGAAAGUCAGAACUUGUACUUGUUAAAGAAAGGGAAAAGGAGGAAUUUAAUGGAGUUUGCUUUUUUAGUAACUUACUUGUGAAGGAAUCGGACUGAAUUUUUUGACGGGGAAUGGGCUUCUUUCCGCGGGAUUCUGGUGCGGAUUUAUUACUUUCAUACCUUUUUUGGGGGGGUUGGGGGAGUUAGUUAGGAGCGAAGUUCUUCUUUGUGAAGUUCAUUAACGGUGAGUUGUUGAUGCUUUUGGAAAAAAUGGAAAUUUCUGGAUCUUAUUUUCCUCCUUGGUUUGGAGUGAAACACGUGAAGUGAGAAGUGUGAAGUGCUCGAGUGGUUGGCGGGAGCUGGAGUUCUGCAAAUUGAGUGCAGGGUCAAGCUCUUGUUAUGGAUUCGGUUGAUGCUUUAGCUUCGCAUCGGCAGCGAAGAAGCUGUAGACUCUCAAAUUUUAAUAGCCAGGACUGGUUGUGGAUUUAUUUGGAAUUCAGAUAGUAUCUUGGAGUAUCUCGCGUUUGAGCUUGAUAGUUAAGAAGAUCAGAAAAUAGUUCAGAGGACUGUUCAUGGGAUUUUAGGUUUGCAUGAUGGAGGAUAUAGGGCUAUUCAAGCAAGGAUGGAAAUGGCUGCAGUCACAGAAGCGCGUGUACUCGAGGUCGAGGACUGCAGUGAGCUGUUUCAGAGACAAGAUUGUCUUUUUGAUAGAUCGCCAUUGGCCGAUGGUUUACAGUGGAUGUGUAAAGAUGGGGAAAUGUCUAAUGACUUUGUUGUUAAAGUGGAAGGACUGUAUUGUCCAGGGUUUUGGGUCUAUGCUCAGCCUGGGUUCGGCGGCUUUGCUUGUUACAAUGUGGAGUUGCUUUCUUAGUUUGACAUCUAUUUCUUGCCUGGUAUAUGUACUCCUGAGUUUGGGAGCUGCUGGGGCUGCUGUUAGAUACUUGGGUUAUACCCCUGGACUUUUUAUUGUUGGGCUGUUUGGUAUUUUGACUUUGUGGAUGUAUGGUAAUUUUUGGAUUGCGGGAACGUUGUUUAUUGUUGGAGGUUAUUUGUUCUCUCUAAAUCAUGCACGGAUCGUGGUCUUAAUGGCAACCAUAUAUGCCCUUUAUUGUGUUAAGGUUCGUGUUGGGUGGCUCGGGGUUUUCCUCUCAAUAAACCUUGCGUUCCUCUCGAAUGAUCUCUUCAGUUUCUUGCUCCAAGGGUGUGACAAUACAACUGAAGAGACACAUUUUGAAGAGCAAAAAGAAUCAGAAACAGUUACAGAAGAUGAUGACUUCUCAGGGGAUUGUGAAUAUUCUGUUCCAACUAGCGAUGCUGAGAACAUACAUUCAUACAAAUCAUCCAGCAAACCAUCUACCACUUUGAAUUUUGUGAACAAUCAGAGAGAAUGCUCUGCUAGCGGAGUGGUCAAAGAAGACACGAGUUCAGUUGAUGAGAUGAAGAGGAUAAAGAAUAGUGGGAAUCAUUAUGAAACACUUGAACUUCCUCCUUACAAGACCAUUGAUGCUACUGUAUUGAAAAGGGAAUACAGGAAAAAGGCCAUUCUUGUGCAUCCUGAUAAAAAUAUGGGAAGUCAACUUGCAAGUGAAUCAUUCCAAAAACUUCAGUGUGCAUACGAGGUUCUUGCAGAUUCUAUGAAAAAGAGAGAGUAUGAUGAUCAACUAAGGAAGGAUGAAUCAAAAAGAGUGUGUCAGAAGUCCAGUAGCUCACAAAAGCAGCAGGAUGGCACGGAUUAUUGCUCCGAAGAGUCUAGGCGUAUACAUUGCACAAAGUGUGGCAAUUCACAUAUAUGGAUAUGCACCAAUAGAACUAAGGCCAAGGCCAGGUGGUGUCAGGAUUGCUGUCAAUAUCACGAAGCCAAGGACGGAGAUGGAUGGGUUGAGAAUGGAUGUUCAUUGUUCUUUACGAGGCCUCAAAAGUUUCAUCUUUCCUUUCAGGUCAAAAUUCCGCGUGCCUUUGUUUGUGCAGAAAGUAAGAUCUUUGAUGUGUCAGAAUGGGCUCUUUGUCAGGGUAUGGAAUGUAGGCCUAAUACCCAUCGGCCAAGCUUCCAUGUAAAUAUGGUUGGCUUGGAGAAGGCAACACAGAGGUCCAACUCAAGCAGAUUUCCUUGGGAUUUGGAUGCUGAGAUGAUGGAAGAAGAGGAAGAAGAGUUUAAGAUAUGGCUUCAGAAGGCCUUAGCCUCGGGCCUCUUCUCAGAAACUCCUAAACGCAGAAAGAGUUGGAGCCCUUUCAAAUUACAUCCAAAGAAAGGGAAGAAACAGUGGCGGAGAUCAUCUACAUGAAUAAAAUGCUACUCAGAGUUCAAUCUCGCUGAUACUGUAGGUCAAAUGGCUCUUGUGUGUCUGUCAGCAAGAAACAUGAAAGGAGAGGGAACAGAGUAGCAAUAUUUUCAAUAUUGGGACUGGGUACCUGCAAAUACAUUCAAGCAUCCUCCGCAUGUCCUCUUGACUGAUGUAAAGUCAAUAAGGAAGGAGUGGAGUCGCAAAGCUCCGCAAAUGGAAGUUUUUUCUCCUCAGGACUCUGGUUGUGCUCGUGGUGCAGCACUCGGGAAUUCUCGUCACUGAGAAGUCAUUGCUUAAACAGAAGACAGAAAUGAGCACUCCCUUGUAAAUUGAUCCGGUUAACAUCCAUGUUUACUACAUUUUCAGUUGUAAAAAUAAUUCUGGAUUCAUGUAUGGUGCAAAAGAUGUUUCAUUCCUUGUCUGGUUGGAUCAGCCACCAGUGUAUAAUUUGAUUAGGCAUUACAGUCUGGUUAACUUGGUUAAGGAGAAAAAUAUAAAGGGACCUAUAGUUAACUGGCA
Molecule: messenger RNA, 2998 nt
Organism: Telopea speciosissima
Lineage: Eukaryota; Viridiplantae; Streptophyta; Magnoliopsida; Proteales; Proteaceae
Exons: 9
Coding region: 788-2479 (563 amino acids)
Source: RefSeq, a predicted model, not a curated record